Molecule: messenger RNA, 1342 nt
Organism: Spea bombifrons (plains spadefoot toad)
Lineage: Eukaryota; Metazoa; Chordata; Amphibia; Anura; Pelobatidae
Gene: EN1
Product: engrailed homeobox 1
Exons: 2
Coding region: 163-822 (219 amino acids)
Biological process (GO): multicellular organism development; neuron differentiation; regulation of transcription by RNA polymerase II
Cellular component (GO): nucleus
Molecular function (GO): DNA-binding transcription factor activity, RNA polymerase II-specific; RNA polymerase II cis-regulatory region sequence-specific DNA binding
Source: RefSeq, a predicted model, not a curated record
CAGGCUGAGAGACCCAGAGACAGGGGCACCAGUCUGAGAGAGAUCCAGCGAGAGGGGCCCCAGGCGAGAGACCCAGGGGCCCCAGUGAGUGAUGUCUGGGUGCUGCUGAGAACUCACCGUUGGGGUGAAACAGAUCAGAAGCGGACCCUAGGGAACCCUGUCAUGGAGGAGCAGACAGAGCACAGUCCAGGGGCACCUAGUGAGCCGGAUCCCGGGGCCCCUGCGCCCCCCACACAUAGGACCACUAACUUCUUCAUCGACAACAUCCUGAGGCCGGAUUUUGGGUGCAGAAAGGAGCCCCCCGGGAGAGAGAAUGUCAACCCCCUGCACCCCCGGGGGGGCAACAACACCCCCACCCCCAGCCCGGACUCCGACACCCCUUCAGACGCGUCCAACCCUGGCCUGCUCCUGGUGGGGCCCCCGGUGACCCCAACUAACAAGGCUGAUCCUCUGGUGUGGCCAGCUUGGGUGUACUGCACCCGCUAUUCGGACCGACCGUCCUCGGGACCCCGGACCAGGAAGCUGAAGAAGAAGAAAAAUGAGAAGGAGGACAAGAGGCCCCGCACAGCCUUCACCGCGGAGCAGCUGCAGAGGCUGAAGAGUGAGUUUCAGGCGAACCGGUACAUCACGGAGCAGAGGCGGCAGACCCUGGCCCAGGAGCUCAACCUCAACGAGUCCCAGAUCAAGAUCUGGUUUCAGAACAAAAGGGCGAAGAUCAAAAAGGCCACGGGGCUCAAGAACGGACUGGCCCUGCACCUCAUGGCCCAGGGGCUUUACAACCACUCGACCACCACCGUGCAGGACAAGGAGGACAGCGAGUGAGGGCACAGCCUGCCGAGAGACUGAGCCCUGCCUCAACUACUACUGUGCAGGCCAAGGAGGACCGCGAACGAGGACAGAGCCUAGGAGCCCUGCCGAGAGACCGAGCCUUGCCUCAACUGCUACUGUGCAGGACAAUGAGGGCAGCCUGGGAUCCCGUCCAGAGACUAAGCCCUUUCUCAACUACUACUGUGCAGGACCAUGAGGGCAUCCCCCUGGGAUGGGACUGAAGUCCCCAUUAUGUGUAAGUUGCCCCUGUAUAGGUUUAUGAUCAGGUAAGGACUCGGAGUUUGUGUUCUACCCCGUGUUAUUUCUGGCUGUUGUUAAUCCUCUUGUGUGGAUCUGCCACGCGUGUUCCUGAGCACCAUUAACCCCUCCCUCACCAGACUGAGUUACUGAGCUGUGCUUUCAAGCCAAAGAUUUUGUGUAGAGGAAUGUGACCCCACGGAGUGUCGUGGGGCUGCUGUCAGGACACAGACUGGAUGUAAGUUAUUUUAUAAUAAACAGAUACUGGUCACACUCA